Messenger RNA from Drosophila willistoni, 2599 nucleotides. RefSeq names its product protein ref(2)P (gene ref(2)P). The record is from RefSeq and is a predicted model, not a curated record. Gene Ontology annotation, molecular function: zinc ion binding; protein kinase C binding; K63-linked polyubiquitin modification-dependent protein binding. Lineage: Eukaryota; Metazoa; Arthropoda; Insecta; Diptera; Drosophilidae. The coding region runs from base 347 to 2260 and encodes 637 amino acids. Gene Ontology annotation, biological process: endosome organization; mitophagy; aggrephagy. Gene Ontology annotation, cellular component: amphisome; aggresome. The transcript is spliced from 3 exons.
AGCUUUGGGAUUACAUUACUUUUUUGAACCUGAUUCUGCAAUUUUAGUUCUCUAGAGUGAUUUGCAGUUUGUCUGAGUGCGCGAAUAUUCAAGAACCUUCCACCCUAGCCUCUUUUUCUCCGGGCAGGUAUAAAAGCCGAAUUGGUGCAAGAGUCGAUUACACAAAUAUACGAACAGCUGAACCACAAAGUACGACGCAGUAGGCGCAGUAGAAUCAAACAUCAACAACAACAACGACGAGCACAAAAUUGAAUUGUGAAAAAUUAAAGAGGAAAAAGGAGGCUUAAAUAAAAACAACUUUAACUGAUUUCAACAGCCCAAACAGUGAAAAAAGAAAAAAUUCGAAAUGCCUGAGAAAUUGAUGAAAAUUACCUACCAAGGCCCGCCGCCUGCAAAGAAGUUGAAUGCAUAUUUGCGUAUGCCCUCUCAGACCUAUGCCGUAUUGCGUCGUGAAAUUGACAUGUAUUUGUUCCAAGAACGUCAAUUGCCAAAGGCCGAGAUUAAGACUUUUUGGAUUGACGCUGAUAAUGAUGAAAUUGAGAUCGUGAAUCAAAACGAUUAUGAGAUCUUCUUUGGCCAAUGUGGAGUCAGUAUGCAUCUGCAAAUUGCAGCCAUCGAAGAGGAGGUAGAGCCUAAGCCGGCAUCUGCUCCCGACACUUCCGAUGAUCCCAGCAAUUUCAUCAUCCAUGACAAGGUCGAGUGCGACAUCUGUGGUCUUUCUCCAUUAGUGGGAUUCCGCUACAAGUGCAUUCAAUGCCCCAACUUCGACCUUUGCCAGGGCUGUGAGGCAUCCCACAAGCAUCCGGAACAUAUGAUGGUCCGCAUGCCAACUAAUGACGGUCCGAGUGUGGUUGAGGCCUGGCUAAGUGGACCCGGCCAUUCUGGACGUCGUUCAGGACGACGUCAUCAACGUGCUCAAUGCCCAUUCGCUCAAGGCACUACUCCUCCAACUGCUACUGGAGGUGAAUUCACUGCAAAUAAGAAUAAUCGUCGCGAGCGGGGUCGUCGCCAUGGUGGUGUACUCUCGCAGUUCUUAGAGAUGAUGACGAACUUGCCAGAGAGUAAUACACCGGUGACAACACCAACAACUUCUGCUGCUGCUGCUGCUCCUACCGCUGCGGCUAAGAAAGAAGAAUCGACUCCAUCGGCUCCCUCAGCUGAGCCCACUGUGACCCCUGAAACUGCUACCAAAGUAGCUUCCGGUGUCCAGGAAACGCCAAAAACGGCCGAGCCAGUGGCUGCUCCACGCUCAAAAGAUGCUCCUGAGCCAUCGACCGCUCAGACUGAAACGCCCCCAGCUGCUGGAGGAGCAGCCACGACUCCUACUACUCCAGUUAUUAAUUUGGAAAAUCUUUCGCAGAUUGUGCCACCCGAGUAUAUGCGGGCCGGAAUUGAAAUUUUGAAUAAUUUUAGUGAAAUGUUUGCCAAAAUGAUUGAUCCCAGUGAGGCAGCCAGCUUUGAUGCCUUUGAGCCAUCCUCAGCUGCAUCUGCUACUGCAUCCCAGGCUGCGGAGGCUGCCACUGAUGCGGCUACUGCUGCUGCUAAGGCAGCUGCUGCUGCGGUUAAUGCAGCCACUGCUGCUGCUAAUGCCACCUCUGCAGCCACUGCUGCUGUUGCUACUACUCUGCCGACACCACCUACUGGUACCCCAGAGUCAGUCUCGUUGUCAUCGGAAUCGUCUACCUCGACGGAAUCCUCGCUGGCAAAUGCACCACUGUUGACCACAGCUUCGCCAGUGGCCGCGCAGAAGCCCAAGGAAGAAGAGACAGAGCGCAGACGUUCGGAGAGUUUGGAGCACGAUUGGCAAAUGAUCGAUAAUAACGGCUCACCCGCCAAUACCGAAGCGCUUAUUAACUUAGAUACAUCUGCUGGGGCUAAUCCCACUCCAGCUGCCGCUUCUGCAGCUGCUCUUAACUUCGGUCAAUUGGGUGAAAUUUUGCGCCAGCACAUCACUGAUGAACAACAACGUGAACAGGCCACUGCCCACACCCAGACUUCGCAAGUGGCUACAGUGACCACAUCCACAUCGACCAAUUCGGUGAGCACCAGUUCCACUGGCACUUCUCCAGCUCCGCCAGAGGAGAAGCGCAGUGUGCCCAUAUAUCAUACAGAUGAACGCAUCAAUUCCGCCAUUCAUGCUAUGAUGGCCAUGGGUUUCAGCAACGAGGGCGCCUGGUUGACUCAACUUUUGGAAUCGGUGCAGGGCAACAUACCAGCUGCACUUGAUAUAAUGCACACAUCGCAGCGUAGCAGCAACUAAGAUAAAAUGAAAUACACUAUUAUCCAUAUAUUAUAUAUGUAUCUGUAUGUCUAUACAAUUAUUCCCAUAUCAUUUAAGUUUAAUGUAAUGUGUACUACUAACGCCCAUUAUGUCAAAAAUGCUAAGAAUCCGCGUAUUAUUUGUCAAUUUAUUUUGUAUGUAAGAAACAUUUGGUGAUUGCUUUAUUUUCCUUUCAUCCACAAAUCCGAAACUGAAUUGAAGGAAUGUGUCUUAUGUUAAUGUAUGUUAUGAAACAACAAACAAGAAACUUAUAUAAUCAAAAAAUGUAUGUAUCGUACAAUUAUUAUAAUCACACAAUAAAGUUAUCGAACAAUUAUA